This is a messenger RNA of Silurus meridionalis, 2524 nucleotides long. RefSeq names its product receptor-interacting serine/threonine-protein kinase 2. The transcript is spliced from 11 exons. Gene Ontology annotation, molecular function: JUN kinase kinase kinase activity; ATP binding. Gene Ontology annotation, biological process: protein phosphorylation; regulation of apoptotic process. NCBI's taxonomy places the organism in Eukaryota, Metazoa, Chordata, Actinopteri, Siluriformes, Siluridae. The record is from RefSeq and is a predicted model, not a curated record. Bases 183 to 1799 code for a protein of 538 amino acids.
AGAUGAGGGACAAACAGUGAGGAAUGCAUGGAAGGGGAUUUCCUCCUCUCCGGCAGCCAAUCAAGAUCGACAUAAACACUUUGCGUCACUAGGCGUGAGCGUGAGGUGCUUUUCAUUUCACUUUGUAAGCUGGAGAUAGUGUCCACUAAAAACACGUUCCUGUGCCGACUCAGGUAAAUGAGAUGGCUGCUGUGUUGGAGCAGGUUGAUGAAGCCGAGCUGAUCCACGUGGCGUUAGUCAGGAGCAGCGGGGGUACGUGUUUACGGGGCCACCUGAGGAAAUCCGCGCGCGCAGUCGCACUCAAACUCCUCAAGGCCGACAGAUGUUUGUUACGGAUGCAGCACGCAUUAGCACAGGGUGGAGUGUGUGUGGAACGAGUUCUGCAACCUGUAGGUGUUUAUCGGAGUCGUUUUCUUACCGGCCUGCUGUGGGACUGGAUGCCUGAAGGAUCUCUACAUUCGCUGUUAUAUGAGACUCACCUAUACCCCGACCUGCCCCUGGUUCUCCGCUUACAAAUCCUGCUGGAUGUGGCAGAGGGUAUAAAUGUCCUUCACGCUGUCACUUUUCCUCACGGUGCACUGAAGACCACCAACGUCCUGCUCGACCAUCAGUACCGUGCUAAACUGUGUGAUUGGGGACAGCAGACACAGGAGGACGUGAGAACCCCUGUCUCGAAUGUCAGUGCUCCGUGUUUUAGAGAUCUGCCAUUCAUCGCCCCAGAGGUUCUGCUGGGAAAUGCUCCAUGUAUAAAGUGUGACAUGUACAGUUUUGGUGUUCUGAUGUGGGAAACUCUGAACAGACGUCCAGCGUGUGAAAGUAUGGAUCAGCUGCAGAACCUUGUUAUGUGUACACAAGAUGGGGCAGAGACAGGUACUGAGGUUAAUCUGUUGCCCCCAGAGACACCACAACGCCACACACUUACUCAGCUCAUAACUAGAUGUUUGUCUGUUGAUCCAAAACAGCGGCCUUUGGCUGAAGAAUGUGUGCUGGUGCUUAGGAAGAUUUUGGAAACACUGGACUCAGGAGCUCAUUGUACAGCGGUCCACCAGAUAAAAACCUCCAAGGAGAGGGCGCAGCUGAACAGUAAACACACUCCAACCUGGGACCUGCUCAUAGAGCUGAACAACCUGGAGGGCUACGGUAGCUGCACAGGUCCAAAACAUUUUUGGUCCAAGAAUAUUCCAGUGACGGUUUCUUACUCAUAUCAACACAGCCCUCAAACACGUGAAAUGAACGAGACGAUCCUGACUGGAAGUCCGCCUUUUCCAACACCGACACGGGCAUCACCUCCAACACCAUGCUGCAGAGAUGUCUCACAGAGUGCACUCGUUUUAUCCAGCAAUAAUCCUGGUGUAAGACACUGUAGUGAAGUUUGGGGUAUAAACCGGACUCAAACUUCUCCACUACCAAACACACUUUGCAGUUCACCCAUGUCACCGCCACACACACCACUGCAUCCUGCCAACCGGCGCACAGCCAUGUGUCCCAUGUCCUCCGGCUGGACAUGCUGUCAACUCCUGCGGGAGAGACGUGAAGCCAUUGUGAACUUUAUGACCGAAGGGCGACUCAACAAUCUGCUGGAUGUGUUGCGGGCGCGUCGUGCAGUCACACGCGAGGACUACGAGCUCAUCAUGGCAGCCAUGACGCUGAGCGCACGCACACGCUGCCUCCUUGACACGUGUGCUUGUCUGGGGGAGAAAGUCGCUUUCCUAGUAGCCACCACUCUGGGUCUGGUUUCUAUCGAGGCUGCAAAUGGACACACCCGUUCUCGGAUAUCUCCUAAAGGCCAGGCGGGGUGAGGCACUGAAAUCACUAACGCAUUCCAUUGUUCUCAUUAAUGCUAUUGAGUUAUCUCAAAAGCAUUACAUCCUUUGUUAUAGAGAAGGAGACUGAUUGUAUGUAAAUUUAGUAGGAUGUGUAAAUUAAUCAGAAGAGAGCUGAUUGUAUCACAGAGCAUUAAACAGAUCUGAAAAUCUGAGAAUCUGCGACGUUAUGAGGAGGUAUUAAAAUCUUACUCAUCAAUUUUUCAAUCAAAGUUCAAUCUCAACUGGUUAAAGUGGUCAGUGGUCUUUUACAACAUCAUUAAAGGAAUACAUUUAUUCAAAUGUGUGUAUAAAUAUAUAUAUAUAUAUAUAUAUAUAUAUAUAUAUAUAUAUAUAUAUAUAUAUAUAUAUAUAUAUAUACACACACUUGAAUAAAUGUAUAUAUAUAUAAUCAUGCCUUUUCUGUUCGAUACUCUGUGUUCCUGUUUUUUAUGAAUCUAUAUGUGAUUUUUUAAAUACUUCUCUUUGAUCAGGUCUCUGGUAGUAGUAUGAGGCCUGUAGGAGACCCUGUGCAUGUUGCACAAUCACAAAGUAUUAUAGCUGGUAGUGGAUUUUAUCCUGCAAGUAUCUUGUAACAAGAAGUGCUUUAUAUUUUAUUUCAUGUAUGUGUUGCCCAUGUCAUCAAAUCAAGUGAUCAAAAAGAAGUUAUCAUGUACCGUGUAUGAUUUCUAAAGUCGAGAUUAAACCAAGUUUAAACUGAA